UUGUGGAUUUGGAUUGGUUUUAACCUCGUCACAAAAGUGCACGGUUAUGCCAGUGGUUACUUCCCAGAUGCGUGUGAAGAUAUGUUACCUAAGCAUAGGGGUAGAAAUGGGGUGUACUAUAAACCUCUGAACACUAUAUUGCCCUUUGAUGUCGAUUACGAACCCAACACAGCAGGAGACGCUAUUGUAGUUACUCUCCGAAGCAAUGCCUCUACACAGUUCAGAGGAUUUAUGUUGGAGGCUCGAGACGGCGACACAGACCAUAUUGUUGGACAAUUCCACCUGCUUCAGUCUGAUAGGACUCGACUCCUGACAUGCAAUAAUAGAGCAGGAAGUGCUGUCAGUAACAAAGGGAAUAUAAGAAAGACUUCAAUUAAAGUUCAAUGGAAGCCACAAAAGGGGAUCAAAAAUAUCAUUUUCAGAGUCACAUUUGUUGAGUCUCUUGCCAGAUUCUGGCAACCAGUGAAUGUCAUUUUACCUCCAACCACCACACCAAGCACAACCACUAGUACUACAACACUAAGCACGACCACUGGUACUACAACACCAAGCACGACCACUGGUACUACAACACUAAGCACGACCACUGGUACCACAACACCAAGCACGACCACUGGUACUACAACACUAAGCACGACCACUGGUACCACAACACCAAGCACGACCACUGGUACUACAACACCAAGCACGACCACUGGUACUACAACAUCAAGCACGACCACUGGUACCACAACAUCAAGUACGACCACUAGUACCACAACACCAAGUAUGACCACUGGUACCACAACAUCAAGUACGACCACUGGUACUACAACACUAAGUACGACCAUUGGUACUACAACACCAAGUACUACAACAAGUUCAAAGACACCAAAGCCAAGUACUGCAGAACCAGACAAGACCAGCAAACAACCUUUUAACCUAUUAGGGGGAGUAGGUACUGGGGUGAUGAAUCUCAGAAGUGCUGUGGUGGUAGUCAGAAUGGAACUGCCCAAUUUAUAUUUGAUCACCCUUGUCAACAGCCCCUGCUCUCACCAUCUAAGUAAGGUGUUAAAGAUAUUAUGCUGUCUGUUUUGUGCGGCAGUUGAAAUAUUGGCCCUGAUCUUGUUUUGUUUGGCUGAUUCCAUAAACAUCACUCUUGUUGCUCUUUUGUGUGUGGCAAUGGCGAUUAAUUUCAUAGAGCUGGUAAUCAUCUGUCUGCCUAUUGGACCCAGUCACGAACUAAAAGAGAUAUCCGAUUUUAUUGUCCAAGUGUGCUCUGCCAUCCAUGGGAUUUUUACAAUUGCUGUCAUCUUUGUUGGUGUUUUGGAGAAUGACAACUGUGGAAAGAACAGGAAAGACUCCUGGCUUUUAAAAGUGAUGAUUGCUUACUCAGUGUGGAUACUCCUGUUUGUAAUUUGUUUUCUCAUGGGAAGCACUCAAAGAAAAACAAUACUGGGAAGAAGCAAAAAGAAAAAGAGGAGACUCGCUGCAGCCAAAGGGAUUAAUGCACUCUCAGUGUUCUUCAUGUUUGGAACAAUAUGUUUUGCUGUAGCUGUCACUUUUGGAGUAUUUUGGUGUCAAGAAAAGUAGGCGUGUGCAUAAAAGUGUGUUGGUACUUUGCAUGUAAGAGUCAGUUUCAGUUUUAUGUAUGCAUGCACAUGCUUAAAAGGGCAUACUUUUUACUUGUAUGUAUUUGAGCUUGACACUUGUUUUUGCACUAUUCUCUUUACUGUGUGUUUUGUACAUUUACUUCUGCUGUGACCUGCAAAUUCUAUCCUCCUCUGGGAUAAAUAAAUACAUCUUUUUAUAUCUAAAUAGCAGCCUUUGUAAGGAUCAUUAGGUUUUGCCUUAAAAGGGGGCCCAAAAUUUUAAACAUCAAAAACUAAAUUUUUCUGCACUGGUGAAUUUUUGUAACAAUUUGUGCAUUUUCUGCAUCAAUAUAUAUAGUGUAAAUGUGCUUUAAUAGCUUUAUUGGGGAGGACAAAUGUCCAUGUUGUAAAUAUCAAGGGGGACGUGCAUCCCACCUGAAAUCUGUGCUUAUAUUAAAAUGUAUGUUGAUAUAACAUGAAAUUAUGUUUUUUUUUUCUUUUUGAUGUCAUAAGACAUGUAAAUACCACAUGUUGAUUCCAGUCUCAUAAUAAAAGUAAAGUCCCAGUUUGAAAAUGCUUAAUUCAU
This is a messenger RNA of Plectropomus leopardus (leopard coralgrouper), 2157 nucleotides long. RefSeq lists its product as uncharacterized. Gene Ontology annotation, cellular component: membrane. The record is from RefSeq and is a predicted model, not a curated record. NCBI's taxonomy places the organism in Eukaryota, Metazoa, Chordata, Actinopteri, Perciformes, Serranidae.